CAACACAGUCAUAUACUAAUUGUGCAUUCCAUGUUCACCUUGGCACGUCAUUCACGGCCGCUCACGCGCGGGUUCUGUGAGGAUAUUUUAAUUUAAGGAAAAAGUGCCUUUUAUAUGAAUUGCUUAAAAUGGGUAAUUCGGUAUCAAAUAUAGACCCACAAAAAGUAGAAAUUCCAGAAUUACAAAACUUAUUAGAAAGAGACCCAUAUUUGGAACCUUAUAAAAAUGAUCUACGUACAAGAUAUGGUUUAUUUAAACAUUAUUUAGACAAAAUAGAACAAGGUGAUGGUGAUUUAAAGAAAUUUACCAAAGCAUAUGAUAUAUACGGGAUUCACAUUAAUGAAGAUAAUAGUGUGAUAGCAAGAGAAUGGGCCCCUGGUGCUCAAGAAUUAUUUUUAACAGGAGAUUUCAAUGGUUGGGAUAAAACUAAAACGCCGUACAAAAAAUUGGAAUACGGUAAAUGGGAAUUACAAUUACCUCCAAAUCCAGAUGGCAGCUGUCCAUUAAAACAUCUUUCUGAAGUUAAAGUCAUUGUUAAAGAUCAUCAUAAUGAAUUGUUGGAAAGACUUAGUCCUUGGGCCGUAUAUGUAACUCAGCCACCAAAUCGAAGUGAAGGCACAACAUUUAAACAACGUAUUUGGCAUCCCAAUCCUGAUCAAGUUUACAAAUUUCAUCAUCCUAAACCAAAGAAACCGGAAAGUCUUAGAAUAUAUGAAUGUCAUGUUGGUAUCGCUACAGAGGAAUUACGAGUUGGCACAUAUUUGGAAUUCGCUAAAAAAAUAAUCCCACGUAUUGUAAAACAAGGAUAUAAUACUAUACAAUUAAUGGCUAUUAUGGAACAUGCUUAUUAUGCCAGUUUUGGAUAUCAAGUGACUUCAUUUUAUGCUGUUUCGUCUCGAUAUGGUACACCAGAGGAAUUAAAGGAAUUGAUAGAUGAAGCUCAUGCACAUGGUCUUUACGUAUUAUUAGAUAUAGUGCACUCACACGCGUCCAAAAAUACUUUAGAUGGGUUAAAUAUGUUCGAUGGUACAGACAGUUGUUUCUUUCAUUCUGGAAAUCGUGGACAACAUCCACUUUGGGAUAGUAGAUUGUUUAAUUACGGGGAAUACGAAGUAUUACGAUUUUUACUUUCGAAUUUAUGUUGGUACAUAGAUGAAUAUGGCUUCGAUGGAUUCAGGUUUGAUGGAGUUACAUCAAUGCUGUAUCACUCGAGAGGUUUUGGACAAGGUUUCAGUGGUCAUUACGAUGAAUAUUUUAGCUUAAACGUUGAUUUUGAAGGUGUCGUUUAUUUAAUGCUUGCUAAUUACGUGCUACAUGAUCUGUACCCUGAAAUUACUACGAUAGCCGAAGAUGUUAGUGGAAUGCCUGGUGUAUGCAGACCAGUCGCUGAAGGUGGCGUUGGAUUUGAUUACCGACUAGCAAUGGCUAUACCUGAUAAAUGGAUUAAAUUAUUAAAAGAUGUAAAGGAUGAAGAUUGGAACAUGGGUGAUAUUUGUUGGACGUUAAGUAAUCGUAGAUGGAUGGAAAAAACAGUUGCUUAUUGUGAAUCUCAUGAUCAAGCUCUCGUAGGAGAUAAAACCAUAGCAUUUUGGCUCAUGGAUAAAGAAAUGUAUACGCAUAUGAGUACAAUUACGCCUAGUAGCAUAAUUAAUCGUGGUAUAGCUCUUCAUAACAUGAUCAUGCUUAUCACACAUGCCUUAGGCGGAGAAGCUUAUCUAAAUUUCAUGGGAAAUGAAUUUGGUCAUCCAGAAUGGUUGGAUUUCCCUCGAGCUGGUAACGGAGAUAGUUAUCAUUAUGCAAGAAGACAAUGGAAUUUAGUGGAUGAUGAUUUAUUGAAAUAUAAGUUUAUGAAUAAUUGGGAUCGCGAUGUAAAUAAUUUAGAAGAAAAAUAUGGAUGGUUAAACGCUAAUCCUGGCUAUGUUAGUUGGAAACAUGAGGAUGAUAAAUUAAUAGUUUUCGAUCGUGCUGGACUUACGUUUGUAUUCAAUUUUCAUCCGACAAAAUCUUUCGCUGAUUAUACAAUAGGAAUGAGGCACCAAGGAGCACAUAAAAUAUUAUUAUGUAGUGAUAAUAAAGAAUAUGGAGGUGAACAAAGAGUUGAUAAUAAUGUUAAACAUUUUACGCAACCUGAACCAUAUUCUGGGCUUCCAUACAGAAUGAUGAUAUAUAUUCCUUGUCGUACAGCUAUAGUUUAUGCACAAGAAACCUAAUAAUUCUAUAUACAGAAACGAUAUACAUCGUUAAUUGAAUAACGUAGUUUCAA
This is a messenger RNA of Polistes dominula (European paper wasp), 2263 nucleotides long. RefSeq names its product 1,4-alpha-glucan-branching enzyme (gene AGBE). Gene Ontology annotation, cellular component: cytoplasm. Gene Ontology annotation, molecular function: cation binding; 1,4-alpha-glucan branching enzyme activity; hydrolase activity, hydrolyzing O-glycosyl compounds. NCBI's taxonomy places the organism in Eukaryota, Metazoa, Arthropoda, Insecta, Hymenoptera, Vespidae. The record is from RefSeq and is a predicted model, not a curated record. Gene Ontology annotation, biological process: glycogen biosynthetic process.